AUGUUGAAAAAUUACGUGAAAGGGCAGAUUGAGAAACACAAGGAGGACUGGAACCCCUCGGAGAGCCGGGACUUCAUUGACAGCUACCUGCAGGAGAUAGCCAAGGACAACGGCAGUAACACCUUCUGUGAGGACAACCUCAUGGCCUGCACCCUUGACCUGCUGUUUGCCGGGACCGAGACGACUUCCUCAACCAUCCGCUGGGCUUUGCUGUUCAUGGUCAUGCAUCCAGACAUUCAAGCUCGUGUGCAGGCUGAGAUCGACACAGUCAUUGGACAGGCACGGCAGCCAGCCCUGGAGGACAGGAACAACAUGCCCUACACCAAUGCUGUCAUCCAUGAAGUGCAGAGGAAAGCCAACAUCAUCCCUUUCAACGUGCCAAGAAUGACAGUGAACGACACGUACGUGGAUGGUUUCUUCAUCCCAAAG
Messenger RNA from Acanthisitta chloris (rifleman), 429 nucleotides. Its product is annotated as cytochrome P450 2J2-like. The record is from RefSeq and is a predicted model, not a curated record. Gene Ontology annotation, biological process: xenobiotic metabolic process. Gene Ontology annotation, cellular component: intracellular membrane-bounded organelle; cytoplasm. The annotation marks the transcript as partial. Gene Ontology annotation, molecular function: heme binding; iron ion binding; oxidoreductase activity, acting on paired donors, with incorporation or reduction of molecular oxygen, reduced flavin or flavoprotein as one donor, and incorporation of one atom of oxygen. Lineage: Eukaryota; Metazoa; Chordata; Aves; Passeriformes; Acanthisittidae. The transcript has 3 exons.